AUGGAUUCUGCUUUCCUUAAGCAGCUGAAUGAUGUCCAGUCUCAAGGAGUGCCAGACGGGGAUGCCUCAUCAGAUCAGUAUGGUGGCAUUAGUAGUCCUACACCGGUGGUGUCCACUCCUAGUGGACAAGUGCGAGGCACUAUAAGGUCAGCUCCAGCCAUAUCAAACAAACCCGUCUUCACGUUCCUGGGCAUCCCGUUUGCAGCGCCCCCUGUCGGUGACCUGCGGUUCCGCCCACCUGAGCCAGUUGAACCCUGGGAAGGUGUCAUGGACGCCAACGAGUUUGGUCCAAGUUGUCCGCAAGACUUUGCGGUUGUCAAGGCGACCUUUCCUAAAUUCAUUCCGUUGGACCUUCCACACGAAACCAUCAGCGAAGACUGCCUUGUGUUGAAUAUUGUAACGCCCUCUUUGGAUACCAGCGCUGCUCUUCCCGUGAUGGUUUGGAUCCACGGGGGUAACUUCGUGUCCGGCACCGGGUCCAUGUACAACUUUACCGCACUGGCCGCUCACCAAGACGUGGUUGUCGUCACCGUUAACUACCGGCUCGGAGCGCUCGGGUUUCUCAGCACGGGAGACGACAACGCACCCGGAAACUACGGACUUCUGGACCAGAUCCAGGCCCUGCGGUGGAUCCAGCUCAAUAUCCGGGACUUUGGUGGCGAUCCGGAUCGAGUGACCAUAUUUGGGGUAUCAGGAGGAGGUGUCAGUGUUUCGCAUCUGCUCCUUUCUCCUUUGAGCUCUGGACUCUUCCACCGCGCCAUUGCCCAAAGCGGAACGGCUCUCACCGUACCGACAACCGCCAGCCCUCUGGCUACAGCCACGGUCCAGGCGGAGGAGGUCGGCUGUGACGAUCGGGACAUCGGGGCCAUGAUGUCCUGUCUGAGAGAGAAGCCAUUUCAGGACAUCGUGGAUUCAGCUUCACGGGUAGAACAAAGACUGAGCGGCCGGGGAUCUUCGCUUUUCAGUCCAGUCGUGGACGGUGAAUUCAUGUUGGACUCGACAAAGAACGUGAUCAAGAGUGGAAAGUUGACUACCGUUCCCUGCGUAUUGGGCCUCACCAACCAUGAGUUCGGCUACUUGUUACCGCGCCUGUUGUUCCCGGGCUUCGGUGACGGCAUGCAACCUGAAGUCUGCACGGCCAUAAUAAAGAAUAUGCUGUCGAAAGGAAACCAGGCGUUGAACAUAGACGAGGUGGUAGCCAAGGUGCUGGAAGAAUACAAGAGCCCAGAGGAGCAACACAGUCCAAUGGCGGAACAAACCCGACUUUGCCAGAUCUGCGAGGAUUACACGUUUUACGUGCCUAUGAUGGAAGUUGCUAACGCUCAUGUCGGUGCAGGGAGUCCUGUCUAUCUGUAUGAGGUUCAGCACAGGCCGGCCACAACCGCCUACAAACCCGACUGGGUCGGCUGUGAUCACGGGGACGAUAUAAACUUCAUCACUGGCCUGCCGUUUCUCGGAGAAGACGGCCCGACACAUCCGGGACAGACACUAAUGUUCUCUGAGGAAGACAGGAAAGUUAGCCUCGACAUGAUGGAAUACUGGGCUAACUUUGCAAGGAUGGGGGAUCCAACGGACUCCAGUGGCAGCCCGUCCUUACAAUCCAACCUGACCAAGUGGCCGCCUUACAACUCUGAAAACCCAGCAUACCUCAAGCUGGCCGUCAGGUCAUCCAGCGAUGUUGGCCUGAAGACCGACCGACUUCGGUUCUGGAACUCCCUUCUUCAGUCAGCAUCAUCUGUCCAUGCGAAUGGCAGCCACUCAAAAGAAGAACUAUGAGACUCGUCCAAAUUAAGUACGGAUUCACUGAUCCAUUUAAUGAAACUCGAAAAAAAAUAUAGUUGAACCUGUAUAAGUCCGGAUAUCUCAACUGACGAUUAAAAAGUAUUGGUUUUGUACGACGUUACACAUGACAACGUCGAUGACGGUUAGACAUCCAGGUAAUAACAUACGCCAAAUAGCAAGUAUUCAAGCAACUGGAUAUGAUUAUGGAAACGGUCAGACGUUUUGGAUAUAAGACACUACUUCUCGUCAGUGACACUGAGGAGGUAUGCUGAACUACAGCUUUUGAAUCAUAACUAUAAAAAUGAUAUGUGAAGGAGGUGAAGACAAAUUAAAGAUAUCCCGAAAGGAAACAUAAAUAAGAAAAAGCCAAGACAAUGCCUGACUGCUUCCAAAAGUAAGACAGCGUCUGACAGUUCCAAAAUCAUAACCAGUUGCUUACAAACUUCUAUUUGGCUACCAUAUAAUAUAU
Branchiostoma floridae (Florida lancelet) is the source of this 2251-nucleotide messenger RNA. RefSeq names its product carboxylesterase 5A-like. The record is from RefSeq and is a predicted model, not a curated record. The coding region runs from base 1 to 1776 and encodes 591 amino acids. NCBI's taxonomy places the organism in Eukaryota, Metazoa, Chordata, Leptocardii, Amphioxiformes, Branchiostomatidae. The transcript has 9 exons.